ACGUAGCCUCAGCAAGAGUAGGUUCCCGCCAUUAGGAGUGGCGUAGUGUGAACGGGGGAUCCGACUCCGACUCUAAAACCCCAAAAAGGCUGUCUUUACUGGUGGCGACUAUACCGAUGGAGGAUCCCAUUCCCGGCGCCGUCCCCGCCAGCCAGCCCACCCGCCACCUCCAGGCCGGGAUAAUCUCCAGAGUCCGUGUAGAAAAUUUCAUGUGCCAUAGCAAUCUGGAAAUCGAGCUAGGAGAUUGGGUUAAUUUCAUCACCGGUCAGAAUGGAAGUGGGAAGAGCGCCAUACUAACGGCGCUCUGCGUCGCAUUCGGGAGUCGAGCUCGUGGAACGCAGAGGGCGAAUACGAUUAAGGAUUUUAUCAAGACGGGCUGCAGCUACACACUAGUUCAAGUUGAGAUCAAAAAUCAAGGGGAGGAUGCUUUCAGACCAGAAAUAUAUGGAGACAAAAUAAUGGUGGAGCGCAGAAUUUCGGAAGCAUCUAGUUCCAUCACAUUGAAAAAUAGUCAAGGUAAAAGGGUAGGUACCAAGAGAGAGGAUCUGCGUGAGAUCAUCGAAUACUUUAAUAUUGAUGUAGAAAAUCCAUGUGUGAUAAUGAGCCAAGACAAAAGCAGAGAAUUUUUGCAUUCAGGCAAUGCUAAAGAUAAGUUCAAGUUCUUUUUCAAGGCAACUCUACUUCAACAAGUUGAUGAUUUGUUGAAAGGUAUUGAGAAGCAACUAAAUGAAGCAACUGCCCUGGUUGACCAUUUCGAAGAGUCGCUUCGACCAAUACUGAAAGAACUUGAUGACUUGCAAGAGAAAAUCAAAAGCAUGGAAUUUAUGGAGGAGAUGACUCAGCAGGUGCAGUCGUUGAGGAAGAAGCUAGCUUGGUCUUGGGUAUAUGAUACUGAGAGACAACUUGAAGAACAGCAUAAAUUGAUUGAAAAACUGAAAGGAAGGAUACCCAGCUGUCAGGCAAUGAUUGAUAAACAUCACCAUAAGAUAGAAGAAUUGAGUGAUCUAUUGGCCAAGAAGAAAAGCCAGAUAUCAAUUAUGAUUGAAAAAACUUCUGAAGUGAGAAGAAUGAAGGAGGAGUUGCAGCAAAGUCUUUCCAUGAUUAUGAAGGAAAAGACUGAACUAGAAGAGGAGAAAGACCGGAGGACUAGGCAAAUCCAGAGAAAUGUUCAACAACUGAAAGCUCUCGAUCAGCAAAUUCAUGAUCUCCAUGAGCAGUAUAUGAAAAAUACACAGGCUGAAGAAGAUGAGAUAGAGGAAAGGCUACAGAGGCUCCAAGCUGAGGUAGAUAAUGCUGAUGCUAACUGUCAGAGAUUGAAAGAGGAGGAGGAUGAAGCAAUGCAAAAAGUUGCUAUAGUACAGAAUCAAUUAAAAGAAAUUGUCAAUCAGAUAGAAGACUUUGAGAAGAGACAUCGUGAAGUAUCUUCUCAUAUUCGUGAGCUCCAGAUGCAUCAAAGCAAUAAGGUGACUGCAUUUGGAGGAAGUCGGGUGACAGCUCUUUUACAGUCCAUUGAACGGAAUCAACAUAGAUUUCAAAUUCCACCUAUUGGUCCCAUAGGUGCUCACGUGAAACUACAUAAUGGGGACAUGUGGUCUAUAGCUGUUGAAACUGCAGUUGGCAGGACACUUAAUGCUUUCAUUGUCACAGAUCAUAAAGAUUCCCGUAUUUUAAAAGCAUGUGCUCGUGAAGCAAACUAUAACCACUUGCAGAUUAUCAUGUAUGACUUCUCAAGACCUAGAAUUAAAAUACCAAGUCACAUGCUUCCCCAGACUAAUCAUCCCACUGUAUUAUCUGUUAUGGAUUCUGAUAACCCAACGGUGCUGAAUGUUUUGGUUGAUGUGGCUGGUGCUGAGAGGCAAGUUCUUGUUAAAGACUAUGACGUUGGUAAAACAGUUGCCUUUGAUCAGAGGAUACCAAACAUGAGGGAGGUUUACACAUCUGAUGGGUACAAAAUGUUUUCCCGCAGUUCAGCCCAAACAAUUCUGCCCCCAAACAAAAAUUUGAGAGCUGGACGUCUUUGUGGCUCAUUUGAAAACGAGAUUAAACAUCUGCAAAGAGAUGCAUUAGAAGCAAAAGAGAAUGUCCAACAUGGUCGGGGUCUAAAACGGGGCAAGGAGGAAGAAUUGAGAAAUCUUCAACAAGAAUUGAGCAUUAUAAAGAGAAGGCGCAUGGAUAUGGAUCGAAGUUAUAGGGCUAAGGAAUUUGAGCUGAAAGAUGUGAAAAAAAUGCAUGCAUCUGUAGCAACCGCUGCACCUUCGUCAACUGGAGAUGAACUUCAUCGAGAUAGAUCUAAACUGCAAGAGGCAAUUCAAGUAAAGGAAACUUCAUUGGAAAAUUUUGAGACGACAGUGAGUGAAGCAGGAAAAAAGAUCACAGAGUUAAAAGUGUCCUUGAGAAAUUUGGGCGAGUCAGCAAAGUCCGAAAAUAAUGCAUUAGCUGAAGCAGAAAAGGAAUUGAUGAUGAUAGAGACAGAUUUGCGUAACGCAGAAGGGGAGAAGAAACAUUAUGAGGAAUUUAUGCACACUCGAGUCCUUACUGACAUAAAAAAUGCGGAGGCCAGAUAUCAGCAGCUUGAUCACAGUUGUAAGGAGAAUCGUCAAAAAGCAUCCUUUAUAUGCCCUGAGAGUGAGAUUGAGGCUUUAGGAGGCUGUAAGGAGAGCAAUCCUGAGCAACUCAGUGCUCGCCUUAGUAGGUUAAGUGAAAGGCUUGAGCGAGAAAGCCAGAGAUUCCCAGAAUCUAUUGAAGAUCUCAGAAUGCUGUACGAGAAAAAAGAGCGUAAGAUCUCAAGGAAAAGGCAGAUGUAUCAAGCUUUUCGGGAAAAAGUGCAAGCAUGCGAGACAGCAUUGAAUUUGAGAUGGAACAAAUUCCAGAGAAAUGCAACUCUUCUGAAACGCCAGUUAACAUGGCAGUUUAAUGGCCAUUUAAAAAACAAAGGUAUCAGCGGUCAAAUCAAAGUUGAUUAUGAAGAGCAGACUCUAUCUAUAGAGGUAAAAAUGCCUCAAGAUGCAUCUAGCAGCACCGUUCGUGACACUAGAGGGCUUUCAGGUGGCGAGCGAUCAUUUUCAACACUAUGCUUUGCUCUUGCACUUCACGAGAUGACAGAAGCCCCAUUCCGUGCAAUGGAUGAGUUCGAUGUAUUUAUGGAUGCUGUUAGCCGGAAAAUCAGCCUGGAUGCUCUAGUGGAUUUCGCGUUGAAUCAAGGUUGCCAGUGGAUAUUUAUAACACCUCAUGAUAUCAGCAUGGUGAAGAACGACGAAAGGAUAAAGAAGCAGCAGAUGGCUGCGCCGCGGGGGUGACUGCGCAUCAGGAGCACACCAGCCCCCCCCAUCUUUUGUAGCAAGUGUAUGUACAUGUAUGUAUUUUGUGCCUGGAGCAGCACUCUUUUUAACCCCUCUGGUUUUGAGCAAUGCAGUAUUGGCUUGAAAUAGCCAUAAAACUUUGUUCUUGAAUUCAUGUAAAUUACUGUUUAUUUUAUGGGUCAGUGUUUAUAUAUAUUAGGAAGGUAAGCACCCCCUCAAUGUUUGUUUAGGGGAAUUUUGAUGCUCCUAA
Messenger RNA from Andrographis paniculata, 3549 nucleotides. RefSeq names its product structural maintenance of chromosomes protein 6B. The record is from RefSeq and is a predicted model, not a curated record. Gene Ontology annotation, cellular component: site of double-strand break; nucleus; chromosome. The transcript is spliced from 28 exons. NCBI's taxonomy places the organism in Eukaryota, Viridiplantae, Streptophyta, Magnoliopsida, Lamiales, Acanthaceae. Gene Ontology annotation, molecular function: damaged DNA binding; ATP binding; single-stranded DNA binding. Gene Ontology annotation, biological process: double-strand break repair via homologous recombination; chromosome organization. The coding region runs from base 117 to 3296 and encodes 1059 amino acids.